AUGAGCGACACUCAAGACUUGGCCACUUUGCCCCCGGUUGCCACCCAGGUGAAGCUGGGGGGCUGGAGCCGUCCAGGUGGGGGGAGUGGGUCUGUCCAUCAGCGCCCGCACCAGGAGCUCCAGGCCUUUCUCAACCUGCUGGAGCACAGCUUCCUCCAGGAAUUCCUUUCCAAAGAUUCCUGUUUCCAGAUUUCAGAUAAGUAUCUUCUGGCCAUGGUGCUGGUCUACUUCCGGCGCGCCAACCUGAAGCUCCACGAGUACACCCACAGCAACUUGUUCCUGGCUCUGUUUCUCGCCAAUGACAUGGAGGAGGAUGUGGAGGACCCCAAAUGUGUGAUUUUUCUGUGGGCCCUGGGAAAAGACUGGCAUCUCCGGGUGGCGGAUUUCCUGCAUCAAAGGGAUAAGCUGUGGGCCCGGAUGGGCUUCCGGGCCAUGGUGAGCCGUGAGUGCUGUGAGGAGGUCAUGGCCAAGGAGCCGUCCCACUGGGCUUGGACUCGAGAGCGGCACCCCCAGCACGGUGGGGCUCAGAGGGGUCCAAAGGCCCAGGUCCUUCUUCCUGGGCCCCCCAGCCCCUCGCCACCUCCCUGUUCCCUCCAUGGCCAGCCCCCUUCCCACAGCCAGUGCUGCCACCAGCCCCACCCGGUGCCUGUCUUAUCCAAGUGCCCUUCCCCAAACCCUGAGUGGCAUUGCCCUCCCCUCCAAGCUUGUCUCUCAGUGGCUGAAAACCCCUUGGCGGGGGGCUUCCUCAUCAUCCCGCCCCCCCAACUACAGCUGGAGCCGGGCACCUACACUCUCCACAUCCUCCCGAAGCCUCCACCAUGCCCUGGGUGCUGA
Molecule: messenger RNA, 834 nt
Organism: Enhydra lutris kenyoni (northern sea otter)
Lineage: Eukaryota; Metazoa; Chordata; Mammalia; Carnivora; Mustelidae
Product: speedy/RINGO cell cycle regulator family member C
Exons: 6
Coding region: 1-834 (277 amino acids)
Biological process (GO): positive regulation of cyclin-dependent protein serine/threonine kinase activity
Molecular function (GO): protein kinase binding
Source: RefSeq, a predicted model, not a curated record